GUAAACCUGCAGCUGCACGCAUGCGAGACAGAAGAUUCCAGGCAGGCUCGUUUCUCCGGAGAAACUUGAAGGCAGCACAGAUAAUGAUGUGUUGAGGGUUAGAAAGGACGGUGACAACAAAAAUGGACGUCGACCGAAAAUAGCCUGGCUGUCAGUGUCAGAUAUCUGACUGGCACUUAAUAACUGGCCUGAGGGGAGAAAGACAAGAGUGUCCAAAGUUCAGAGGCAUGGAGGUCCGCUUUGGCAACAUUGAAUUCAGCUCCAAGUUUGACUCUGGGAACCUGGCACGAGUGGAGAAGGUAGAGAAGGGCAACACGAGCCCUCCCUCUGAUGCACCCUCUGUUGGAAGCUCCCUCUCAGGGCCAAACCUCACCCCUGACUAUGAAUUCAACAUGUGGACCCAGCCCGACUGUGCUGGCACAGAAUAUGAGAAUGGAAACAGAUCGUGGUUUUACUUCAGCGUGCGGGGUGCCAUGCCAGGGAAACUGCUGAAGAUUAAUGUAAUGAACAUGAACAAUCAGCGGAAGCUGUAUAGCCAGGGUAUGGCUCCUCUCGUACGAACCUUACCUGGCAAAAACCGCUGGGAAAGAAUCCGGGACAGACCUACAACUGAGAUUGUAAACAACCAGUUCAUUCUGUCUUUCACUCACCGGCUACUGGAUGUGCGAGGAGCAACCACCUACUUCUCCUUCUGCUACCCAUUCUCUUACACUGAGUGCCAGGAGAUGCUGCAGCAGUUGGAUGAGAGCUACCCCAAAGCUGCUCAGCUUAGCCCGAGCAGUGCACCAGGCACUGUGUAUUAUCAUAGGGAAUUGCUGUGCAACUCUCUAGAUGGCAAUAGGGUGGACCUCCUCACUGUGACCAACUGCAGCGGCAUGCAGGAGGAGAGAGAGGCCCGACUACCCAAGCUGUUUCCUGACACCAACACUCCCAGACCACAUCGUUUCCCGGACAAGAGGGUGUUUUUCCUCAGCAGCCGUGUGCACCCUGGAGAAACGCCGUCCUCAUUUGUGUUUAACGGUUUCCUCAACUUCAUUCUUAGACGAGAUGACCCACGCGCAAACAUGCUGCGCAGCAUGUUCGUGUUCAAGCUCAUUCCCAUGCUUAACCCAGAUGGGGUUGUCAGAGGACACUACAGAACUGAUUCCAGAGGGGUGAACCUUAACAGGCAGUACCUGAACCCCAGCCCUGAACUCCAUCCUUCCAUCUAUGCUGCCAAAACAUUAUUGCUUUACCACCACACACACAACCGCUUACACAACACAAAACUCAGCACACACAGCAACAGCACCCUCCAGACACAGCCCACUCCGUUAAACAACAAGGCAACAAAUCAGCAUCAGUCUCCUCCCCUUACGCCCCUCGAAAUCAGCUUGAACCAGCGAAAUGCAGAGAAAGAUGGAAGUUCUGCACAGACAGAGGUUCCUAUGGUGAUGGAGGAAAACAGCUGGACCACUACAGAGUUGGGGAAAGGAGACCAGAACUGCUCUUCAGAUUCCUCAGAGAAGGUAGUUUCUGAAACUGAAGAUAGAGUUGAUGCAGAGGUAGAGGAAAGUGAAUCAGUGCCGCCCCAGGAAGGAGGCGUGGCAUAUUAUGUGGACUUACACGGCCAUGCCUCUAAACGCGGAUGUUUCAUGUAUGGAAAUAACCUUCCUGAUGAGAGCCAGCAGGUGGAGAACAUGCUCUAUCCAAGGCUGAUUGCUGUGAAUUCUGCCCACUUUGAUUUCCUGGGCUGCAACUUCUCUGAAAAAAAUAUGUAUGCGCGUGACAAGAGGGAUGGGCAGUCUAAAGAAGGCAGCGGCCGGGUUGCCAUUCACAAGGCGAUAGGGCUGCUUCACAGUUAUACUUUGGAGUGCAAUUAUAACACAGGGAAAACCAUGAACACUAUCCCACCUGCCUGCCACGACAACGGACGGGCAACCCCACCUCCACACUCAUUGUUUCCUCCGAAGUACACUCCAGAGAUAUUUGAGCAGGUGGGACGUGCUGUGGCUGUCUCUGCCCUGGAUAUGGCAGAGUGUAAUCCAUGGCCACGUCUUGUGCUGUCUGAGCACACCUGCCUAAUCAAUCUCAGAGCCUGGAUCCUCAAGCACGUCCGUAAUACCAAAGGUCUGAAUAUGCAUAUCCAUGCGCUCCCAAAAGUACAUAAAAAUGGCAGUAAGGUGUCACCACCAAAAAGUUUUAACAACAGCUUUCUGUCUGGAUCAGCAUCAGAAAACACGAUUGGCCGUGUUCGCUGCAACAGCCAGAGCAGCAGCAGCCAGACUCCCUCUCCACAAAUACACAGCUCUCCGAGCUUUACCUUUGGCUGCCCCCCUCCUCGAACUCAUGCACAGCACAACAGCACACACACCAGUGGACGUGGAGCCAGCAGAACACUUGGGCCUGUUAGGGACACUAAGCCUCAGGAGAAGAGAUGCCCCUCCCACAACCGUUCUGUUCUUCGAUCUCCCAGCAACAGCCACAAACCCUGCCGUCCCCCUCCGUCACCCCCUUCCUCAUCCUCCUCCUCUUCCUCAGUGUGUGCAGCAGGUUCUUGUCCCCUACCGGCUCCAGUGAAUAUAACAGGCAUCAGCUGCCCAGAUUAUAAGGUUGAAGGAGCCAGUGUAGCUGGCUGGUCCAGAACCUCUUACCCCACGCAUGCUGGCCGUGUAGGCCGAGGCUGUCGAGGUCUUGCAGUCAGUCAUCACCCAGCAGAGACCUGUAGACAGACGUCUAAAGACAUGGGGUCUGAACAUAUCCUGUCAUCUAUCAAAUUCAGCAAGUCCGAGCUGCAGCCGCACAUGAGCCGUAUCCCCGUUCGCAGAGCAGGGUCAUCUGACGCUCCUCUCCCACACAUUAAAGCAUCCUCCACCUUGUCUGGAGACAAGGAGGUGUCCUCCACCAUGAAGGUCUUGAAGCUGCUCAGGCCUGGGCUCCAUAGACAUCAGGCCAUAUCAGGUUUAUCAAGGACAGAAGGAGCCAUACAGCUGGCCUCUAGAACGCUGCUGGGGAAGAACACAGACAAGAGUCCAAACUACAGAACCGAAGCUAUCACAGAGGCAACAGCAGAGAUGGAUGGAACUGCAGAACAGGCUGAGGGAAGACAAGCUAUGCCGGUGCCAGAGGCCAUGAACACGUGUGAGACAGUGACCCUGUAUGGAGAAGCCUAGAAACUGCACCGAGGUCCAGAAGCUUGCAAUUAAAGUACAGAAUAGUUUUUUUUUGCCAACUGUGAGCCUACAUUCCUUUUUCAAAAUAUUUACCAACAUUUCAAGUAAGAGGAGAAACUGUCUCUUCUGGAGUGUUUAAUGUGCAAUACAAACUAGUAACCUUUUCAGUAGCCGAGCAGCAUUAACAGGUGUGCAUUACAAUCACUGAGCAACUGAGGAUUAAGUGCCUUUCCUCGUGUCACAACAGGAGCUGGAGUAGCGUGGCAUAAAUGUUGCCUCUUCCGCUUUUCAAGCUGAUGCAGAAUAACCCUAAAAUAUCCUUUUAACAUUUUAGCUCCAAUCACUGUCUUUAACACCUUGUUAUUUUAGUCCUUGCUGUCUUUCCAGCAGAGUUAAAGAUACUCUUAUCAUUAUGCACAGCUGUGUCAUUUAAUUCACCUAUCUAACUUGUAUUACUAAGGAUUUUUUUUUUUUUCAAACCUGAGCACAACAGCACCUUUUUAUAAUUUAAUUCUAUCAUUGUUAUAAAAUGGACUGUAUUGAAUAUUUUGUGCUUUUUGUGGUGUUUAUAAAAUAAUAUUUCCCUCUA
This is a messenger RNA of Girardinichthys multiradiatus, 3741 nucleotides long. It is a transcript of the gene agbl5, whose product is annotated as AGBL carboxypeptidase 5. NCBI's taxonomy places the organism in Eukaryota, Metazoa, Chordata, Actinopteri, Cyprinodontiformes, Goodeidae. Gene Ontology annotation, molecular function: metallocarboxypeptidase activity; zinc ion binding. Bases 228 to 3152 code for a protein of 974 amino acids. The record is from RefSeq and is a predicted model, not a curated record. The transcript is spliced from 17 exons. Gene Ontology annotation, biological process: proteolysis; protein deglutamylation.